Messenger RNA from Pochonia chlamydosporia 170, 231 nucleotides. RefSeq lists its product as hypothetical. NCBI's taxonomy places the organism in Eukaryota, Fungi, Ascomycota, Sordariomycetes, Hypocreales, Clavicipitaceae. Bases 1 to 231 code for a protein of 76 amino acids. The transcript has a single exon. The record is from RefSeq and is a predicted model, not a curated record.
AUGGAUCAAUUAUCGAUAUCCAUGCAGCUCCCAUCACCAACAUGCAUCACUUCCGAAAUCGACUCACCCGUCAAAUGCUGUUGGUCAAGUCGAGCUUCCCAUCGAGGUGAAACGUGCAUUCGGUCAUACCCAAAAGGGCAACGAGCUACUUCAUCCACAUCUGACUCAGUACUGGCCAAUGUUCCUGCAGGUCAUCCUACGGGGCUUGAAGUCUUAAGCGCCCGAUGGUGA